UCCAGUGCGUCGUGAUGCAUCGUGCUGUUAUCACGUACAGCCGGACCAGUCAUACGUCGUUGUUGUAUAAGAAGCAGUGCAGAGGAACAAGGAACGACAGCACCAACUUGGUGGCCUUGCCAAUACCGAGGAAUAGAUAGGGAGGGCCAGGAGGGGGAGAGGGAGAAAGAGAGAGAGAUCCAUUAGAGAGAGAAUACACAAAGCCCAAACCACCCACCGACUGAGAGACUGAGGAGAUGAUCUGACUGACUAGGACUGAGCCGCGCCCCCACUGCACCUCUGCAGUGCACCUAUCCCGGAGGAUCCAAUCCCUUCCCUCCCUCAACAAUCCACAACUCCUUCUCUCUACCCUCCACCUCUCCCGUUAUACGACACCAUUGUACCGCUUGCUGACUAGUCUUCUCCAACCCCACAUAUCCUGCCAUUAUUUAAUACGGGCUAUAUAAAUAGUACUGUGCUCAUUUCCAGUUUUAAACAUUGUUUAAGAUAAAAUUCUUUAGUUUCCUAUUCUCUCUCCUUCUCGGAGCCUUAAAACAGACAAACCCCGAUCUCCCACUUCCCUAGUUCCGACACUCCAUUACUAGCAUUAUUUUGUUCCCGAGCCACCGUUAAUCUAUUCUAUUAACCCGGCCGUCCCUUGUUUGGUUGGCCGACUGCAUAUAUAACCACACUAUAUUUACAGACACGCUCUGUAGCUCGUAGUGGCCCUCGUCCUUUCCCAUCCCGAUGCCCUACUAGUACGUGCUCCCAUCUGCGUUUUUAAAAGCCGUCCCAACUGAUUCUCUCUCCCCUAUCCCAUCCCUUGUUGAGUUCUAUUCUCCUCCUAAGCCUGAGCUAGCCUCUAUCUCACCUUAGAACUAUGCUACACCAAUGCGGCCAGCAUAGCGGCGGGGGGGUCUCGACGCCAUGCUCUUGUGGCUUCCUCUACGGAGCUUGCGGCGGAAGUGGCAGCACCUCCUUUUCUAUUCUAUUCCCGGGAAAACAAUCAUCCAUGGAUGAGGUAUUCGAUUCCGGAUAUCCUAUCACGUCCUCCUCCUCGGUAGACUGCACCCUAUCUCUCGGCACGCCAUCCACCCGCGACGCGGACGCCCUCAAGCCCUCAUCCUCAUCUACUCUCAACCAGCGGCCAUCUUGCGUGUCUAGCUUGUGCUGGGAUGUCCUAUCUCAGUCCAACAAGCAACCAUCCAUGGCUUCUGGUGGAGUCAAUGGAUCAACCAAUAGCUCCAACCUUGGCGCUGACCCAGUCCUCCUCGCCCGUAGGUGCGCCAACUGCGACACCACCUCCACCCCACUCUGGCGUAACGGCCCCCGGGGGCCCAAGUCACUGUGUAACGCGUGCGGGAUCCGUUACAAGAAGGAGGAGCGGCGGGCGGCGGCAUCGACGGCGUCGCCGACCUCAUCUGUAGUGACGGCAACGGCGGAACAAACGGGGAUUGGGUAUGCGUACCAGCGGCGGCAGCCGCAGCAACCGUGGAGUUGUUACGGAUCGAUGGUAACGGCGUCAAAGAGUCCGACUAUGUCGACGUAUGGUGACGUGAUGGACGAGGGGGAGGCGUCCUACCUCUCCUGGCGGCUCAACGUGAUCCCAUCGGCCCAGUUUCCGGUCCGGGACCUGCCCGGCCUCUUCUAAUAUAACUGGAGCUAAAUGUAACCUUUAGUUUAUAGUUAAUUUCAUCUGUUACUUUGAACGUGCAUGGUACCAAAGUGGAGCCACAUGAUGAUGUAUUAUUCACGGUGGAUGAUAAUAGUUUUAUUUUGUUGGUUAA
Elaeis guineensis (African oil palm) is the source of this 1766-nucleotide messenger RNA. Its product is annotated as GATA transcription factor 15. Gene Ontology annotation, biological process: regulation of DNA-templated transcription. NCBI's taxonomy places the organism in Eukaryota, Viridiplantae, Streptophyta, Magnoliopsida, Arecales, Arecaceae. Gene Ontology annotation, molecular function: sequence-specific DNA binding; zinc ion binding. The record is from RefSeq and is a predicted model, not a curated record.